Aspergillus novofumigatus IBT 16806 is the source of this 667-nucleotide messenger RNA. RefSeq lists its product as uncharacterized. Bases 21 to 263 code for a protein of 80 amino acids. The transcript has a single exon. NCBI's taxonomy places the organism in Eukaryota, Fungi, Ascomycota, Eurotiomycetes, Eurotiales, Aspergillaceae. The record is from RefSeq and is a predicted model, not a curated record.
AUCUAGGAACGCAUCCGAGCAUGAAGCUCCCUCAUAACCUCAUCCUGUUUCUUGGAUCAACCUCCAUCGCAUGGGGUAUCCUUCUUCCGGCCCCAGGCGCCACCGAAGAAGAAUGCGGACGUCUAGGAAUCAUGUAUUAUGAUCCGGACGAUCUCCCCAAAGGGGCAAGCCCCGAAGAUGUACGCCAUUGCGAUGCUCAUCCUCUGAGCGCCCAGAACUACUGGGGUUGGGGAGAUCACCUGCCCCGGUGGUUGUUCCCUUGAGACACGCAAUAGGCGAGGCCAGCGAUGAGGCGAUCUGGGACGGAUGGUGUCUGUCUUUUGUGAUUCAAAGCAUCACUGUGUCAAGAUAGAAUAUGAGUACUGCUACUACGUUGUGAUGUUUUGCUGCCUACUUUCCGGCUGAUGUCCGCCUCAUGUUGUCUUGCGUUUGUCUGGGCCAGGGUCAGACGGGUGGAAGCGUUGUUACCCAAUAUAGGACGAGUAUAUCCUAAGCAUAUCCGUAAUUUUCUGGCCCUAUCUAGCUAAGUAGAUAAACCAUCAUCACUGGCAUUCUGAUGGGAGCGGUAUAGCGGGUGUGUGGAACCCUUGCCGGUCGAACAGAAGAGGUGGCGCCGCUGGCAGCGAUGUGACCAUCUGGCUUGAUCGUGCAAGAAAAUAGUGAACGU